AGGGCGCUUCCGGGCAGGCGGGGCGCGGAAGCCAGCCCUCCUGCCGCUCCGUCCGAUACCGUGCGCUCCAGGCAGCGGGCCCGCGCGUGCGCCCGCUGCUGCGGCAGCGGGCUGCGCACGCCGGGGCCUCGCGGCCACACACUUUUGCUUCUCGCGCCGUGGCCUCCGCCGACUUCGCCGACGCCGUUGCGUGUGGCCGACUUCGGCGGCCGCCCCGCAGCGUGGCGGCUGGCGGCUCUGCGGCGGCCGCCUGCAGCAUGGCUGCGGCGGUGCGGGUCGCGUGCCUGGCCGCGUGCGCCUGCGCGGUCUCGGGCCUGGCCGUGGGCCAGGCCGGCGAGGCGGCGGCGCCACCGGGCGGCGCCGCGCCGGGCAGGGCGAGGUCGCAGGGGACGGGGCCGGACCAUUUCGCGCGCUGCCGGAACGGGCGCCCGUUCGAGGACAAGGAGAGCCUGGAGAUGUGCUGCGCGAGCGGGCGCAAGAGGCUGGGCAUGCUGGAGGUGGGCGCCGCGGCGGGGCCGCCGCCGGGCGCGUGGGGAGCCAGGAAGCGGGAGGAGCGCCGCCAGGUCCGGCAGGCGGCCCACAGGACCCUGACGGCGGAGGAGAGCCGGCAGCGCGUGACGUCCUGCAUCGAGGAGGGCGGCCACAUGGAGGAGCUCGUGAAGACGGUGGAGAAAGGUGCGACCCUUCCACUCGCCGUCACGGCCUGGCGUGCGUACCAAGACAAGCUUGCCAGGCAGCUCCUCGAGGACCAUCCGGGCGGGGCCCGCGAGACGCCCUACAGGAUUCUCGUCGCGAUCGCUGUGAAGGAUGCAGCGGAGAGCGUUGACAUUUUCAACUUCAAUUUGAGGAGGCUGAGGAGCAACAAGGCAGGAGACAAGUUCGAGUUCGCUCUGUUCCACCACGACGGCAGCAACGAGCAGUGGGCGCAGCAGGCGUGGUAUGGCAACAACGGAACGGUGGUCCUCAAGCACCUCGGCCGCGGAUGCAAGCCGGAGUUCUGGGAGACGAUCACGCCGGAGAUGGCUGCGGGCUACGACUACCUGUGGCUGCUCGACGAGGACCUGCAGAUGGACUUCCUGUCCUGGGACUUUUACAGGACCGUGCUCUCGACGCUCGAUCCAGUCGUGUCGCAGCCCGUGGUCAUCGGGAAGGAGCCAGGCAUGAGGGGCACGGACAUCUUGGACCUGCGCAUGCGGGGUGUCCUCGACGACGGCCGCUUCACGUUCGCCUACGAGACGGUGCGCACAGAUGUUCAGAUACCGGUCAUAUCCGCCAAGAUUUGGGCCGCCGUCCACGAGCGCAUCGCAGGCAACGACCGUACUAGCGCCUGGUACACGGACACCUUCUGGGACACCGUCGCGGAGUUGGGCAAGGCGGAGUGCCAGCGAACGGGGAUUCUGGCGGUCAACGCCGCCCCCCUGCGCCACUUCAACUGGCACAACCUCUUCAACGGCACGAAGUGCGCCAAGGGCUGCGGCGCCGCCGGCGAGAACUGCCGGCCCGUGAGCGGCACGGAGGCGCGGCUGGUGCGGCAGGCCUUGGGCGCUGCCGCGGCACAGGACGGGCGCACCGAGACCCCCUGCCAAAUCCCCGAGAACUGGACCGGCGCGUGCCAGGUGCAUGGGCAGUCGGGGUCGAUGCCGGACUGCUUGCAGGCGAUGUUGCAGAAGAGCAGCAGGCGGCAGUGGAACGCCGAGCUCUCAUUCGACUGAAGCCCUUGGAACUGCAUCCUCUCUCCUCCUGCUCCUUCCUCCUCCCUCCUCGACCUCCUCUUCUUUCUCUUCCUCCCCCUCCUCCUGAGGAUGUGCUGGGCUGAUGCCCGUAGCGCGCCCCUCCUGGCCGAGGCAGCGGUGCUGGCCCUGCUGAGCCCGACCGGGCACUGCUGAGCGGCAGCUCCGGCCAACGAGCGGCCCUGUGCGCCCUUCAGCCGUGGAGGGACACAGCAUCGACGCCAGCCCUGCUCGUCCCCGCGCGAUGAUGACACGAUGUCUGCAGCUGCGUUCGUGUGCUCUCGGGCGGCCUCCGCGUCUCCAUGGCUGUGGGAGCUCCUUGGAACGAGAGAGCGACAGAAAGA
Molecule: messenger RNA, 2074 nt
Organism: Prorocentrum cordatum
Lineage: Eukaryota; Dinophyceae; Prorocentrales; Prorocentraceae
Source: the annotation of a GenBank genome assembly